AUGGAAGCUUCAAAUCCAUUCUCAAACAUACCUAAUGAAAUCAUUCCACUUAUACUUUUGCAGUUGCCGGUGAAGUCUGUGAUCCGGUGCCAGUGCGUAUGUAAACAUUGGCGUUCGUUGAUAGACGACUCAGAUUUCAAGUUCUCGUAUCGUGGACAGGGACGAGUGAUCUUCCUCUCGACCGAAUCCAUAAGCAAGGAUCGAGAUCGUCGAUGGAGGCCGAUUUCCAAAUUCUUAGUUAGAUCUACAAGCCAUGAUCUUCGUCUUCGAAGGCAUAAACGGCCGUUCGGAAAUGUGUAUCCAUUCGUUCGUGCAAGCAUGGAAAACGAUCUUAGUGUUUUGUGUUCUUGCAAUGGAUUUGUGCUUCUUCGGGUGGCUAAGAAAGAUAUUUGGUUGUGGAAUCCGUCCACCAAGUGUUCGACGAAAGUGCUCGAGUUGCCAUAUCCGGAGGAGUUAGACACGGGUAUCAUUGAAGCAGGCGCAGGGCUAUGCUACGACUCCUACACUAGAGAUUACAAGGUUGUCCUAUUGAGUUAUAAUUAUGGCAAUCAAUUUGUCAUCUCUGCCAGCCUCAACCACAAAAAGUGGCGACCAGUGCAGUUCCCUUGUCACUUUAUUUCUGUUAGGGGCAGUGUUGAGUUUCGCAAUACAAUUCACUGGUGGGCAAGUGACAUGAAAGAUUGGGAUAGGGAUAGGGAUUACUUGUCGGGUAGGAAUAGGAUCAUAUAUUUUAAUCCUCUGCGUGAAGAAUUCAGAAUCUUGCCCUUGCCCACUUCCGAACUAAAAGAAAACUUCUCAAUAUUUGGGUUGGGGGUUAUAGAUGACUGUUUAUGCAUGGCGGCAUGCAUGGUUCAGGAAUUGAAAGAGGAACCCGAAACCUUAACAGUAUGGAUUAUGAAGGAAUAUGGCAGACAAGAAUCAUGGAUGAGUGCAUUUGCUCUCCAAAUGGCUGAAUUUCGAGAUAUUGAUUGGAGGUUUGGCUUCACAUUCUAUUCUCAAAAUAAGAAUGCACAAAAAAUAUUAUUCCUGCAUACUAUGGGUUGGUGUGACCAGGAUGUAUAUGUUUAUGAUCGGGAAAAAGACGAACGGAAGGUAGAUUCGAUGAACUUCCGAACCAAAUCAGAUCGUAGAAUCUCUGUUAGUAUGUGUUUCUAUGUUGAGAGUCUUGCGUGCCCCCACCGGAGGUGA
Ipomoea nil (Japanese morning glory) is the source of this 1188-nucleotide messenger RNA. Its product is annotated as F-box protein CPR30-like. The record is from RefSeq and is a predicted model, not a curated record. The coding region runs from base 1 to 1188 and encodes 395 amino acids. The transcript has a single exon. Gene Ontology annotation, molecular function: protein binding. NCBI's taxonomy places the organism in Eukaryota, Viridiplantae, Streptophyta, Magnoliopsida, Solanales, Convolvulaceae.